AUGUUUACCCUUAAAGAUGACCAGUUUAUUGGUUUCCGCUUCGAUAGUGAGCCGAAAAGUACCACCGUCACUGAUGGUCGCAUACUACUUAAUUGCCAGUAUACAGUUGAGAAGGCGAAUGUAAAGGACGUCCGGUUCGAUGCGCAACCAACAGAUCGCGUAGUUGGAACAGGUCAGCCAGCCGUCUUCCAAUGUAUUACGCAAGCCAAACCACCACCUGCUGUUACGUGGUAUCACAAUGGGAAGGUCAUCCAAAGCGGAACUGACUUCCAAAUUCUACCAAUUUCCAAUUCACUGGAAAUCGCAUCCGCACAACCACGUCAUGAAGGCGAGUAUAAGUGUGUCGUGGAAGGCGCAGGAAAACGAAGGGCUAGUCUGAGCGGACGACUCCGCAUCGAAAAUAGUUUGAGUUCGCAAGAUCUCGAGUUUGUGUCCUCUCCUCGUGUACAGACAGCUAAGGAAGGUGAUGAUAUCGUGCUAGAAUGUCUUGUGAGCUCAAAAGGCUCCGCAGAAGUGCGGUGGCUGAAAGAUGCUCGACAAAUAGCCAUAGAUGGUUUGAGAAUAAGACGUGUAGGGAUUUCAUCGCUCCUCCUUUCCAACGUUGUUGAAUCUGAUUCGGGUCUGUAUACGUGCCGAGCUAGUGAUACUCAUGACUCACUUGAUCGAACUGUUGCUGUGUUAAUGUUGCGGCUGGAAUGCGCAUCAUCAGGACGUCCAAUGCCCACGAUCUCUUGGUUCAAGAAUGGCGAGGCUAUUAUCGCCAGCGACUACUUUGUGAUUGAACCUACGAGCGGAUGGUUGGUUUUGGAGUUCCUUGGCGCGUUCCAUGAGCAUUUGACUUGUUGUGGCCAAACAAACUCAUCAUCUAUAGCAGCCUCUUCUGGUCAACCGAAGAUUGCUUCUGCUCCUUUAGGUCUCAAAGUUGGAUCUCUUGGAAGUCGAUUUGUGAACCUGGAGUGGGAUCCACCUCUAUCGCGAAAUGGUAAUAUCAUGCGGUAUCACGUAUUCUACAAGGAAGAAGAUAGCGAUAGGUACGCCAUAGAACAGUCUUACUCAAGGCAUCCACUGUAUCACGAACUCGCCUUUAUAGAGAAAGAAUGCUGA
Ostertagia ostertagi is the source of this 1104-nucleotide messenger RNA. The record is from the annotation of a GenBank genome assembly. Lineage: Eukaryota; Metazoa; Nematoda; Chromadorea; Rhabditida; Trichostrongylidae.